AUGAGUGGGUUUUGCGUUCCUGUUUGCAUCUCUGGGGGAUUUGAUGGUGGAGGGGCGUUUGGGGAGGAGGAGGAUGGGACUGGGCUAGAUAAGACUGAUGAGAUGGAGGGGGGAGAGGAGGGUGAGGAGGGGAGUGAAGGGGAGAAUGCGGACGAUUUUGUGGAGGAAAAGGGUGGGAUUUCUGUGGGGGAUGGGCUAGAUGAGGCUGAUCGGAUGGUGGGGGGAGAGGGGGAUGAGGAGGGCAGUGAGAGGGAGAAUGUGGAGGAGGGUGAGGAGGGGAGUGAAGGGAAGAAUGUGGAGGAGAGUGAGGAUGGGGAGUGUGAAGGGGAGAGUGAGGAGGAGGAGGAGGAGGAGGAGGAGGAGGAGGAGGAGGAGGAGGAGGAGGAGGAGGAGGAGGAGGAGGAGGAGGAGGAGGCGUCAGUUGAGUGUGAUUCAAUCAAGAGAGAUGACGGGCGAGAGAGCGAGGGAGGUAGGGAGGGGAUUGAAUUACUGGAGCAAGUACAAGACGUUGAAGGGGGGUUGCUACGGGUGGGUGGGGGGAAGCAGGACAAUGGGUCAUGGCAGCAAGGGGAUGAAGGGAAGCAGCAGGGCUCUGUGUCAGGAUUUGAUGCGCUGUGGAAGUCAGCAGGUGAGGUGGAGCAUGUUGAGCAAGUUACCCGAGAGGGGUUGCUACAGGGGGAUGGGGGGAAGCAGCAGGGCUUCGAGGUGUGUUCAAAUGCGCUGUGGAAUUCAGCAGGUGAGGUGGAGCAUGGUGAACAAGGCGUUAGAGAGGGGUUGCUACAGGGGGAUGCAGGGAAGCAUGGAUCAGUAUGGCAGGCAGAGGGGUUGCAGCAAAGCAGUGGGGCAUGUGAGACUGAUGGGAUGAAGGUGGGUGACGCCUCGUGUGAGACCGAUAGGGAGGGUAAGACAGGUGACGGGACGUGUGAAACUGGUGGGAUGAAGGGGGAAGAAGCGCAGAGGGAGAAAGCGCGGGGGUGGAUGAGGUGGAAGGUUUUGGCUGCCGUGGGUGCUGCUGCUGUGGUCGUAGGCGGGGCUGCUGUGAUUAUGGCGAAGGGGAGGGACUGGAAGAGGGGAGGGAGAGAAAGGAGAGGGGAGAGGAGGGAGUGGGGGCAGCAGAAGGAGGAGAAGUGGAGGGAGGCAGAUUGGAUGGGUCUGGAAAGGGAAAGGGAAGAAACGGGGGAGGGAAGGCAAGAGGGGUCAGAGAGGCAGGGGGAAGGGGAAGGGCAUCGUGUCAAUAUUUGGGGUAAGGGGAUGGGAGAGGAGGCGGAGGAGAGAGAGGAGGGUAAGGAGGGAGAUGAGGGGGAGGAGGGAUGGUUGGUGCAAAGGGGGGAUAGGAAGGAGGUGAGAGGGAAGGAAGGUGAAUGGAAUGAGGAGUGGGUGGUGGAGCAGCAACAAGGAGAUAAGGGGGAGGAGGGACGGUUGAUGCAAGAGACGGAGAGGAAGGAGGUGCGAGUGAAAAAAGAGGACGAAGGAAAUGGGGAUUCGACGGGGGAGCAGCAGCAGGGGGGUGAGGAGGGGAGGGUGGGGGAGCAGAAGCAGGGGGGUGAGGAGGGGAGGGUGGGGGAGCAGAAGCAGGGGGGUGAGGAGGGGAGGGUGGGGGAGCAGCUACAGGGAGAGGAGAGAUGGAUAGUUGAGCAGCAGCGGCAGCAGAGGGAGCGAGAGAGGAGGAGAGCUAUGUGGGGUGGUUUGUGCUUUCAGGGGGGUGGGAUAGGGUUUGGUAAGGGGGAUGAAGAGGAGGGAGAAGAGGGAGAGGAGGCGGGGGAGGAAGAGGUGGAAGAGGAGGAACAGGAGGAAGAGCCUAUGUCCAUGUUCAUCAAUCGUUUCGAGGCAGAGGCAGAGGAAGAGGCAGCAGCAACAGUGGAAGAGCGAUUCCUUUCCAGCCUUACCGUGCCUCCCUGUGACUAUGGCGAAUAUGACAAUUAUCGGGGAUAUGGCAGUUAUAGCCAGUAUGGUUAUCAUUGGGGCGAUCGAAGUGCUGCUGGUGACUAUAGUGAGGGAAGAGAAGGGAGGUGGAGAGAGGGGGUGGGGAUGGUGGAGGGAGAGGAGGGAGAGGGGGCGGAUGGGGAGGUGGAGGAGGGGAGUGGAGGGGAGGAGUGGAUGUAUGAGAGGGAGUGGGAGGUGUUUGUGCAGACACUGAGAGAGGGGGAGAGGGGAGGGAGUGGGGAGGCACAGAGAGAAGGGGAGAGAGGAGGGAGGUGGGAAACACUAAGUGAGUGGGAGAGUGAAGGGAGAGGGGAGGGAGUGAGAAAAGGAGGGGAAUGGGCAGGGAAAGGAGGGACAAGAGGGGGGUUGGAUUGUGGAGUGGUGGUGAGGGGUACAGAGGUGCAUGGUGGGGAUGCAGAGGCUGAUAUGUGUGAUGAUGGAACAACGGUGUGUGCUAGGGAGUGGGAUACGAUUGAGUGCGAUGAAAGAGCGAGCGAGUGGGAUGGGAAGGAGUGGAAUGGGGUUGAUUGCGAUGGGAAGGAGUGGGACGGUGGUGGACGGAGUGGGACGGAGUUGUGUGGGGAGAAUGGUGGCCUGUCACAAGGUAGUAGCAACGGUGACGACGAGCCUUGCUGUCCGCUUGACUACAGCCCUGUAUGUUAUCCUGGUUAUGGUGCUGCUGGUGGUGAUGCUGGUGAUGAUGGGGAUGGUGGGGGCGAUGGUGUGUGCUAUAGUGAGGGGGAAUUGUCAAGCAAAUGUGUGGACCAGGAGGGGGAAGAAUGUGAUGAUCCGGCGAAUCGCACAACAGCGCCGUACAGUCGCUCAGUGUUUGACAGCAUUCUCCAUCAAGGCUCCAUGGCGGCAUCGCAUUCAAAAAACCCGUUUUUUCCCUCCCUUCUUUCAUUCUCGUCUUUCCUCCCCUUUCCUCUUCACUCCUCCCCUUGUUUCUCCAGAUUCCCUGAUCACCAUUCGAGGGGAUCUCACCCUCCCUCUGUCCCAGCUCCUGCCUCUAGCCACACUCCCCUUGUGCUCUACCCCAAGCCAUUCCACACUGAUGAGGGCGAUGACCAUGACGCUGCUCAGAACGUGAUAAUAGAGGCAGGUGGUUUGGAGAGAGGGGUUGGGAGUGGGAGGGAAGGUGAGCAGAUAUGGGUUGGAAAGAAGGGGAGGAGCAGGGAGGGCAGAGGGAGCAGGAGUGGUAAGGGAAAGGGAGGGCUGCGAGUGGGUAGUGAGGAGGAGAGUGAGGCGGGGAGUCCGGAGGAGGUACGGACACCUCCCACACUCACGUCUCAAAAGACACCUCCCACACUCACCUCUCAAAAGACACCUCCCACACUCACGUCUCAAAAGACACCUCCCACACUCACGUCUCAAAAGACACCUCCCACACUCACGUCUCAAAAGACACCUCCCACACUCACGUCUCAAAAGACACCUCCCACACUCACGUCUCAAAAGACGCCUCCCUCACUCACGUCUCAAAAGACGCCUCCCACACUCACGUCUCAAAAGACACCUCCCACACUCACGUCUCAAAAGACACCUCCCACACUCACGUCUCAAAAGACACCUCCCACACUCACGUCUCAAAAGACACCUCCCACACUCACGUCUCAAAAGACACCUCCCACACUCACGUCUCAAAAGACACCUCCCACACUCACCUCUCAAAAGACACCUCCCACACUCACGUCUCAAAAGACACCUCCCACACUCACGUCUCAAAAGACACCUCCCACACUCACUUCUCAAAAGACACCUCCCACACUCACGUCUCAAAAGACACCUCCCACACUCACGUCUCAAAAGACACCUCCCACACUCACGUCUCAAAAGACACCUCCCACACUCACGUCUCAAAAGACACCUCCCACACUCACCUCUCAAAAGACACCUCCCACACUCACCUCUCAAAAGACACCUCCCACACUCACGUCUCAAAAGACACCUCCCACACUCACGUCUCAAAAGACACCUGCCACACUCACGUCUCAAAAGACACCUCCCACACUCACGUCUCAAAAGACACCUCCCACACUCACGUCUCAAAAGACAACUCCCACACUCACGUCUCAAAAGACGCCUCCCACACUCACGUCUCAAAAGACACCUCCCACACUCACGUCUCAAAAGACACCUCCCACACUCACGUCUCAAAAGACACCUCCCACACUCACGUCUCAAAAGACACCUCCCACACUCACGUCUCAAAAGACACCUCCCACACUCACGUCUCAAAAGACACCUCCCACACUCACCUCUCAAAAGACACCUCCCACACUCACGUCUCAAAAGACACCUCCCACACUCACGUCUCAAAAGACACCUCCCACACUCACGUCUCAAAAGACACCUCCCACACUCACGAGGGGGCGAGCUUGCCAAGCCCAGGAGGAAGGUCCUCCCCAGUGGCAGCAUCAACCAGGUUCCCGUCAAUGUCCAGCAGGUAUGCCACUCAUGGCUCAUCUCCCACUCACGCCCACACUACCCAACCCAAUGGAACUCACGAGGGGGCAAGCUUCCCGAGCCCAGGAGGGAGAUCCUCCCCAGUGGCAGCAUCAACCAGGUUGCCGUCAAUAUGCAGCAGGUAUGCCACUCCCGGCUGAAUGA
Closterium sp. Naga37s-1 is the source of this 4533-nucleotide messenger RNA. NCBI's taxonomy places the organism in Eukaryota, Viridiplantae, Streptophyta, Zygnematophyceae, Desmidiales, Closteriaceae. The record is from the annotation of a GenBank genome assembly.